Mesocricetus auratus (golden hamster) is the source of this 1766-nucleotide messenger RNA. It is a transcript of the gene Ctla4, whose product is annotated as cytotoxic T-lymphocyte associated protein 4. The record is from RefSeq and is a predicted model, not a curated record. Gene Ontology annotation, cellular component: membrane; external side of plasma membrane. NCBI's taxonomy places the organism in Eukaryota, Metazoa, Chordata, Mammalia, Rodentia, Cricetidae. Gene Ontology annotation, biological process: T cell receptor signaling pathway; negative regulation of regulatory T cell differentiation; immune response. Bases 26 to 697 code for a protein of 223 amino acids. The transcript is spliced from 4 exons.
ACCCGAGCACGGUUCCUAUAAAACCAUGGCUCGUCUUGGAGUCCAGAGGUGCAAGGCUCAACUGCAGCUAGCUUCUAGAACUUGGCCCAUUGAAGCCUUGCUUGCUUUUCUUUUCGUCCCGACCUUCUCCAAAGCCAUACAUGUGACACAACCUUCGGUGGUAUUGGCCAACAGCCACGGUGUUGCCAGCUUUCUAUGUGAAUAUACAUCUUCACACAACACUGAUGAGGUCCGAGUGACAGUGCUGCGGCAGGCAAGCAGUCAGAUGACGGAGGUCUGUGCCACGACAUUCACAGUGAAGAAUAAUUUGGGCUUCCUAGAUGAUCCCUUCUGUAGUGGUACCUUCAAUGAAAGCAAAGUGAACCUCACCAUCCAAGGACUGAGAGCUGCUGACACCGGACUGUACUUCUGCAAGGUGGAACUCAUGUAUCCACCACCAUACUUUGUGGGCAUGGGCAACGGGACCCAGAUUUAUGUUAUUGAACCAGAACCAUGCCCAGAUUCUGACAUCCUCCUUUGGAUCCUUGCUGCGGUUAGUUCAGGGCUGUUUUUUUACAGUUUCCUGAUCACUGCUGUUUCUUUGAGCAAAAUGCUAAAGAAAAGAAGUCCCCUUACAACAGGGGUCUAUGUGAAAAUGCCCCCGACAGAGCCAGAAUGUGAAAAGCAAUUUCAGCCAUAUUUUAUUCCCAUUAACUAAAAGACCAUUGCCAAAGCUGAGGCAAUUUCGACUUUCUUUUGCUCUCCAGCUAUUUUUACUCAUUUGUUUAUUUUAAGGAGAGUGUGCAUCUCCUUAAUAGGAAGCUGGAUGCAAAAUAUUCAAAUUAAGUAUACUACAAUUGAAAGAGAAGGACCAAGAGCAGAGAACUGGAAUACUUCUGUUAUGUCAGAACAAUGUUAGUGAAAGCAAUCACUUGGAAGCAGCAUAAGGAUGUAGCAUUAUGAUGUGGGGUCAGGGAAACAUUAGGGAAUGCAACAGUCCAAAGAAAGGAAGGGGAUGAAGGAGGGGGUUAUAUUGUCCACACCUGUAUUUACCUGUGAAAUGUUUAUGACUUAAAUAAUUUCUAAAUUUCCGUGCUUUUAUUUCCUUUAACAAAUGUUUAGUUACAUGAAGAUUUAGAAAUGUAUUCACAUAGCUGUGUGAUAGCCAGUGAUUCCAAUCGUUAUAUUGUUCCAACAUGUAUUUUCAACUGAUAUUGUACAUGGGUGUUUCAUGUGCUGUUAUGUAUUUGCUGGUGGUUUGGAUAUAAACACUAUAUAUCAGUGUCUUACUACAGUGGGUUCUGGGGAAGUUUUGUUGGGGAGCUCAGGACACUACUCCAUCAGGCAGGACACAAGGUCCUAUGUUAACUUGCUUGGAAACUGGAUGAGGCUGCAGUUCAGGGCUCAGUUGUGCUAAACUGGGUUUUUACACUCAGGUUUUUUGUUUGUUUUUGUUUGUUUGUUUGUGUUUUCUACCAUGAUUUUCAAGGAAGCCAAAGCAGGUGGUGUCUGUGUGAACCCAACAGAACACUGUUUUCAAGGAACUGUGUCACUCAUGAGCCCUGUAGGUCUGGUCUUCUAGGAAGUUCCACUACUAUGGCCCCUACUCCUCACAGACACAAAGUUAAUGCCACAGAAAGAAGAAAUCAGCAGGAGGUAGAAUGGGUGCGUGAAAGUUCCUGAAAACUAACACUGUUGGUGUGUUUUUUUAACUCAAUAUUUUCCAUGAAAAUGCAACAACAUGUAUAAUAUUUUUAAUUAAAUAAAACCUUUUGGUGAUCGCGUUA